GCCAUGGCGGAGACGGACGAUGUGGACGUGAUGAUGAGCUUCCACAGCGAUCUCCUCAAAAGCGACGCGAAGAGCAGCCGCUACCCGCACUGCAUAGUGUGGACGCCCAUCCCCAUCCUGUCGUGGGUGCUCCCCUUCAUCGGUCACAUGGGCAUUUGCACCUCCUCUGGAAUCAUACGGGAUUUCGCAGGUUCUUACUUUGUGUCGGAGGACAACAUGGGCUUUGGUAGACCAACAAAGUACUGGAAGCUGGAUGUGGACAAAGUCUGUGGUAAUGGAGCUGCUACGUGGGACAAAGCAGUGCUGGAUGCGUCUGAGGAAUACAAGUGUCGGACGCACAAUCUAUGCUUAGACAACUGCCAUUCCCACGUUGCCAUGGCCCUAAACCUCAUGCGCUACGACAACAGUACGUCUUGGAACAUGAUGAACCUGUGUGCGCUGGCCCUCAUCAAUGGGAAACAUGUGAGCUGGCCAGCGUUCCUCAAGACCUGGCUCCCCUUCCUCAUGCUGUGCGGAGUCCUGGCCACCUUCAUCCUGACGUUCAACCUCCAUUGAUGGAGCGAGCCACGCGACAGGAUGACUCGCAGACUUUGGUUCAACUUGUCAUUGAUGUGAAUAAUGUGCGUUGACGGGAUAUUUGUUAUUGAAGGACUUCACUGUCUGUAAUGAUCUUGUCUGUUAGAGGGGGAUUGAGGGCAGAGCUGGUUGUUUAUAAUUUUAAAAAACAGAAAAUGAUUUGACUUUUCUGUUAAUUAUGUAUUUAUGUAUUAAAAGUCCUUUUCACA
Molecule: messenger RNA, 785 nt
Organism: Limanda limanda (common dab)
Lineage: Eukaryota; Metazoa; Chordata; Actinopteri; Pleuronectiformes; Pleuronectidae
Product: transmembrane protein 222-like
Exons: 6
Coding region: 4-555 (183 amino acids)
Source: RefSeq, a predicted model, not a curated record